Molecule: messenger RNA, 1121 nt
Organism: Vitis riparia (riverbank grape)
Lineage: Eukaryota; Viridiplantae; Streptophyta; Magnoliopsida; Vitales; Vitaceae
Product: putative receptor protein kinase ZmPK1
Exons: 3
Coding region: 84-1121 (345 amino acids)
Biological process (GO): recognition of pollen
Source: RefSeq, a predicted model, not a curated record
UCUACCCCGUCGGUGACAAUGCUUAUUGUCUUGCCAUAUGGUUCACCAAACCAUCCUACGACGGCAAACAUACGGUUGUUUGGAUGGCAAACCGAAACCAACCAGUUAAUGGGAAUUUCUCAAAGCUUUCCCUGCUAAAAAAUGGUGAACUUAUCUUAACAGAUGCCGGGCGGUUCAUAGUUUGGACCACAAAGGCGGUUGGGGUUUCUCCGGUGCGAUUACAUCUCUUCAACACUGGUAACCUUGUGUUGCGUACCUCGGAUGGUGUUAUUCAAUGGCAAAGUUUCGAUUCACCAACAGAUACCCUUCUCCCUCACCAGCCACUCACCAGAAAUACGAGACUUGUCUCUUCAAGAACCAAAACCAACUUUUUCUCAGGGUUUUAUAAGCUCUAUUUUGACAACAAUAACGUCCUCAGUCUUGUGUUCGAUGGGCCAAACGUUUCAAGCGUUUACUGGCCCCCAUCGUGGCUUGUAAGCUGGCAGGCGGGCAGAUCGGCAUACAAUAGCAGCAGAAUUGCAUUACUAGAUUACUUUGGCUAUUUUUCUUCAUCCGACGGUUAUAAGCUUCAGUCCUCGGAUUUUGGUGAGAGAGUCCGGAGAAGAUUGACCCUGGAUAUUGAUGGCAACUUACGAUUAUACAGUUUUGAGGAAGAGAGAAAUAAGUGGGUUGUUACUGGGGAAGCCAUCACGGAACAAUGCAAAGUUCAUGGAAUAUGCGGACCCAACAGUGUUUGUACCUAUGUGCCCGGUUCUGGGAGUGGAAGGAGAUGCUCUUGCAUACCUGGAUAUGAGGUGAAAAAUUGCACUGACCGAACUUAUGGAUGCAUACAAAAAUUCAAUCUUUCUUGCAACUCACAGAAGGUUGGUUUCCUCCUACUCCCACACGUGGAGUUCUACGGCUAUGAUUAUGACUGUUACCCCAAUUACACCUUACAGAUGUGUGAAAAACUGUGCUCGGAAAAUUGCGGUUGCAUAGGAUUUCAAUACAAUGACAAUGAAGCCUUGAGGAAAAUCAGACAGAUAGGCAUGCUCAGCCUCACGCCAUCAACAAGGUUGAAGGACGGCAAGCUGUGUCAUGACGUGUCGUAUGACACAGCCCCUAGCCGCCUGCAGAUGUGA